AAUAGAUACCUGACAACUGACAAGUGACAACUCAUAGAACAACAUAGAACAAUAAAUAGUCAAAAAUACAAUUUUCCUUAGAGUUCAGUUUUGAUUUCUCUUUUGGACAUCCAAUGGCUGAUUUUUCUAUAAAUCCAGCUCUAGAUCAAGAACUAGAAGAUAUUCGCACAAGGGAUGUUCCUGGUCCUCCAGACGUUACAAAAUGUCUAGAAGAUUGGUUGACCAAAGGUGCAAAUUACUCUAUUAAAAAGUUGACAAGUGACAACCAAAUUGGUUGGGACAUUUUGCAUAUAAUUGCAAGGUUUGUCGAUGGGACACCUGUGGGAUCCCAUGGAGAUUGGAAACAUCUUGCUGGUCUUCUUGGCCUCCACAUUCACGACAUUAUUAGGAUUGAAAACUUUUCUACCAUCAAGGGAGCUACUUUAGAAAUUCUGAGCCAAUUUGCACUUAAAAAUCAUGCCAGUCUUUCAAAUUUGCUGGAAGCUCUCAACAUCAUGGAACGCCAUGAUGUUCUUUAUGCCAUUUCAGAAAAAUUAAAAGCUUUGUUCAACCCCACUUCAACAUCCAAUCAAGUGGAAGAUUCAACUCCUAGUCAACUAGUCAGCGAGACAGAUAGUGAAAUGGAUUCUGGCAUGGAAUUUAGUAUUACGGGAGAAGGUGACCCAGAAAACUUGAAAUCUGUUCCACUAGGUUCAAGCUUAUCACCGCCGAUCGAAAACAAGCUUCAGAAUGACUCGAAAGGCUCUGACAAGAAGAAGUAUAAGAAAACGGUGCUUUUGACGUUUACCCAAGACGGCUACGAAAUAGCCAAUCAAGUUGCUCGUCAAAUCCGAUCCUCAAACCUGGGAAUUGGCGUUUUGAUUCUAGAAGAAAACAGAGACGAGCUGGAAUUCUGUGGCGAAAGUAUCUACCGCUGGUACCAAGAAGUCGACUACAUCAUUCCCAUCAUCACAGAAGAAUACCUGUGGCAAAUCUCUCCAGGAAGUGCCGAUACACAAGACGUUGCUGGCCAAUCUGAGCCCACCUGCCUAGAUGCUCGAUACGCUCGUCUGAUUUACGUCAUGAUGUUGGAAGAAUACCAGCGAAACCAUUGCUUAAACUACCGUGUCCGUCCAUUGGAAUCGAAUCUACUCGUCAGACGAACCCACUACCUUCUCCGAAGUCCAAUCUUCAGUUUCCGUAAAGGAGUCAAUCAAGUUGACAAAUUGGCGUCGAUCCUUGCACAAGCUAAGAUUAGAACUAAUAUCCAUUAGAUUGUAUCUUAAGCAUUUGUCUUUUCUUAUAUUGUUUUUAUGGUAACAAAGCGCCGGAAGCUGACUCGAAUUGUAUGUAUAUUUACAGAAAAAUUCAUUUCAGCGGAGCGCCAUUGAGUAUAUGUAUAAAUAUGUAAAUCGUUGGUAAACAGUUUUAUUAAUAAUCACUUUCCGCUCA
Daphnia pulex (common water flea) is the source of this 1431-nucleotide messenger RNA. RefSeq lists its product as uncharacterized. The record is from RefSeq and is a predicted model, not a curated record. Gene Ontology annotation, biological process: Toll signaling pathway; defense response to Gram-positive bacterium; MyD88-dependent toll-like receptor signaling pathway. The transcript is spliced from 4 exons. Gene Ontology annotation, cellular component: plasma membrane. Bases 114 to 1253 code for a protein of 379 amino acids. Gene Ontology annotation, molecular function: Toll-like receptor binding; TIR domain binding. Lineage: Eukaryota; Metazoa; Arthropoda; Branchiopoda; Diplostraca; Daphniidae.